This is a messenger RNA of Linepithema humile (Argentine ant), 1463 nucleotides long. RefSeq names its product cyclin-dependent kinase 10 (gene Cdc10). Gene Ontology annotation, cellular component: nucleus. NCBI's taxonomy places the organism in Eukaryota, Metazoa, Arthropoda, Insecta, Hymenoptera, Formicidae. Gene Ontology annotation, molecular function: cyclin-dependent protein serine/threonine kinase activity; ATP binding. Gene Ontology annotation, biological process: regulation of mitotic cell cycle; protein phosphorylation. The record is from RefSeq and is a predicted model, not a curated record.
UUAUGUUAUAUGCCUGUAUGGUCAACACUACCGGUGUCGCUGAAUUUUGUUUUUAAAGAUUUUUGUCCAUCAGCGGUUGUUUAAUUACUUAUUUUUUGCAAUUUAGUAGUCAACAUGACGAAAGACGACAGCUUGGAGAAAAAGUCAGUGGAACGUAAUGACAGUGAUAAAAAAACAAUAGCUGAUUCAGGACCAGAUCCUAUAGCUCCAAUCACAAGAAAAGGUGUAUUAACAUCUUUUCUAACUAGCAAACCUAUGGAAAUACCAGAACAAGAUAUUCUUGGCAAAUGCAGAUUUGUUUCUGAAUUUGAAAAAUUGAAUCGUAUUGGUGAAGGUACUUAUGGAAUUGUAUAUCGAGCCAGAGAUACCAAAAAUGAUAAAGUUGUUGCAUUGAAGAAAGUAAGAAUGGAACAUGAGAAGGAUGGAUUGCCAGUGAGCGGUCUCAGGGAAAUAUCAGUUUUGUUAUCGUGCAGACAUGAAAACAUCGUACAUUUGAGAGAAGUAGUAGUUGGCAGAAGCUUGGAAAGUAUAUUUCUUGCGAUGGAAUAUUGCGAACAAGACUUGGCGAGCUUGCUGGAUAAUAUGCAAGCACCGUUUUCAGAAAGCCAAGUCAAAUGUAUAGUAUUGCAAGUGUUGAAAGGUCUUCGAUACUUGCAUCAUAACUUUGUUGUUCAUAGAGACUUGAAAGUUUCUAAUCUCCUUAUGACCGACAAGGGUUGUGUAAAAAUUGCUGAUUUUGGUCUGGCUAGGUGGUUCGGCUUGCCUCUAAAACCAAUGACUCCUAAAGUAGUAACAUUAUGGUAUAGAGCACCGGAAUUAUUAUUGCAAGCUAAAACGCAAACUACUUCUGUUGAUAUGUGGGCAGCUGGAUGCAUAUUAGGAGAAUUAUUGGGACACAGACCUUUAUUACCUGGUAGAACAGAAAUUGCACAAUUAGAAUUAAUUGUUGACUUGUUGGGUACACCCAGCGAGGCUAUUUGGCCAGAAUUCAACUCAUUACCGGCGUUACAGAAUUUCACGCUUAAACAGCAACCGUACAAUAACUUGAAACAAAGAUUUCCUUGGUUAAGCGCUGCUGGUCUUAGAUUAUUGAAUUUCUUAUUUAUGUACGACCCGAAAAAGAGAGCAACCGCUGAAGAAUGUUUGCAGAGUAGUUACUUUAAGGAGGCUCCUUUACCUUGUGAUCCAAAAUUAAUGCCGACUUUUCCACAACAUAGAAAUAUGAAAAAAGCUGCCACGCAAAAAGAAAAUCGUGAAGAACCUACUGUUACUGAUCAAACUAAUAAUCUACCAGCAAUUUCGGACCUUCUUGGAUCAUUAGUUAAGAAAAGACGAGUGGAAUAAAAUUUCAAGUUUACUUGAGAAAAAGCAUUAAUCUUGUGAGUGGAAUAUAUAUAUUUUUCCGAUUUCAUUUAAUGACAACAAUAUGUAAACUUAUCACCAAAUACAUAAUGUGAAAUGAU